UAGUGUCCACGCUUGUGACCCUGGGGCGGCACUGCUGUGGCCUUGGGGACAGUCCGAUCGUCCACCCGCGUGGGUCUGGUCGCGCGGCUGAGCCCCUGGUGUCCUCCGCAGUGUGGAGAGAUGCCAAAGCUGCAGGGCUUCGAGUUCUGGAGCUGCACCCUGGGGGGGGCCCGCCACGUGGUGGCCCCCAUGGUGGACCAGAGCGAGCUGGCCUGGAGGCUGCUGAGUCGCCGCCAUGGGGCCCAGCUCUGCUACACCCCCAUGCUGCACGCCCAGGUCUUCGUCCGCGAUGCCAACUACCGGAAGGAGAACCUGUACUGUGAGGUGUGCCCCGAGGACCGGCCCCUCAUUGUGCAGUUCUGUGCCAACGACCCAGAGGUGUUUGUCCAGGCGGCACUCCUGGCUCAGGACUACUGUGAUGCCAUCGACCUGAACUUGGGUUGCCCACAGAUGAUAGCCAAGCGGGGUGAGUUCAGAUCCAGUGGUGUCCAGCAGCCGUAGUCAUUUCGGACCAGGGCAAGGCUCCUGGUGGGGACAGGCCCCUCACGUACCCAAGUGCCUGGGAAGUCGUUGGGCUCCUGGAU
This is a messenger RNA of Miniopterus natalensis, 584 nucleotides long. The record is from RefSeq and is a predicted model, not a curated record. Lineage: Eukaryota; Metazoa; Chordata; Mammalia; Chiroptera; Miniopteridae.